This is a messenger RNA of Homalodisca vitripennis (glassy-winged sharpshooter), 1030 nucleotides long. RefSeq lists its product as uncharacterized. Lineage: Eukaryota; Metazoa; Arthropoda; Insecta; Hemiptera; Cicadellidae. The transcript is spliced from 3 exons. The record is from RefSeq and is a predicted model, not a curated record. Bases 60 to 911 code for a protein of 283 amino acids.
CAGAUGUGAGUCUGAGAAGUUGAACCACGUUGGUAAUAAGAUAGUGUUUAUUUGAUAAAAUGAAAUCAAAUAAUUCAGACAAAUCAACCAGUAACGUUUGUAAGGAAGAUGUUUUGAUGUGUAUUUUUAAAGAAGUGCCUGACUUUGUAACAGACGAAGGAGAGGACGGUGGAACCGAAGGAUGGGUCGGAGGAAGUCACCAGGAGGUUUUAGUGGGGAGAAUGAAACAUUCCACCGAUGUCGGAACUUCUAGCAGCACUCGUUCUAAGGAAAACGAUUCGACAGAUCGAGUAUCGCGAAAGACGAGGAAGGUAGCUGAGAUCAGUCAUUCGUCAGAGGAGUUGCUGCUGUGGUCAUCUAUAUAUCCAAGCCAAGAAGCCCUUAUAGGAUCUGCUAAAAAGUCACAAAAAUCCCACAAAAAGGCCGUUUUACAUGAGGAUUGCCGAAAAGUCGUAAACGCCAUCCUUUCUUCAGACUCUGUAAAGUCCAUGGAGGAGAAAGAAGGUGUCUAUGAUGGCAAUAAUUUAGAAGGCUCGGGGCAGAUUGACGGGUCUACAGAGACUAUGAGAUCUGAAGAUGAAGAAGGUUUUGCGAGGAAUUCUUCACUAAGUACAACUACGGAUUUGGUUAGUGCCGAGGAGUCUCGAGAGCUUGUUAUUAACAAAAGCCAAGUCAUGAAGUUGCUCAACGAGGCCCACACCAGCAUUCUCGAAAGCAGCAUACUUCUGACGACUCAAAAACUACAUAAGAAGGUAAAUAAGACCAAAGAGGACAAUCUUGAGAAGGAUACGCCUUCAGACAGUGACGUUCUGUUCGACCAGAUCAAGGCAGAAGAAGGAACAACAAAGGGAACCUCCAAACUUUGUCUUGUGUUGGGAAAACUGGUUACUAAAUACUUAAAAGUAAAGUAGAAUAGUACAUUUUUACUUUAAAGAGGGAGAAUAUUGAAAUAUAAGAUUAAAUUUCCUGUUGUUCUUUUAUAACUGUUAAGAUAAAUAAUUAAAUUGAUGAAGUAAAAUUUUGAAACUGA